UUGCAACACGCAACGCAACACAACAAACAGCUUGCGAGGCAAAAUCGUUGCGCCUUUGCCUGGCCGCACGAGAAAGCUUACGGAGGGCGGGACACCAUGCAACAGAGCCCGGGGCCUACCGUGUUCGUCACCACUAGAUCUGAAAACGUAUCGGUCAAAAACCAGUGUCAAAAUUAAGAAAACCUCGUCUAUCUUUGAAAUUCAUGUUUUUACCUCUGCAGACCUCUUCAGAAUGGCCAUACAGGAAUAGAUCUGUCAGUCCCAGAGUACCAAGAAAUACGAGGAAAGAUGAUGUCUGGGCAUGUGGAAUAUAAUAUCUUAGUAGUUACCCAACUGGCUGUGUUCAAAUCUGCCAAGCACAAACCCGAAGACAAUGUUCAGUUUAUGGUUUCUAAGAAGUACAGUGAUAUUGAUGAGUUUUAUCAAAAACUUGUCACACGUUACCCACAAACCUCUCUACCACCUUUGCCAAGAAAAGUGCUUUUUGUUGGAGAAUCUGAUAUUCGAGAACGAAGAGCUGCCUUCAAUGAGAUUAUGGGGUUGAUUUCUAAAGAUGUGGCUCUCGCAUCAAGCCCUGAGUUACUGGAAUUUUUGGGAACCAGAUCUACUAGUAUCAUUGAUGUCAAGAGUAAAAACCUUCCCAAGAAGGAAGAAGAGGAUGACGAGACCGAAGGCUUUGAUUUUUUCAAAGAGGAAAAAAUACCUGAUGUCAUUUCUCAGUUCAGUUCGUUUAAAAGCCAGGAGGCCAAAAAGGAAACAGAAGAGGAAGACGGUGACGUGGAUCCACUUGGUGUCCUCAAAUCUAAAAAACUCAAGAAGCCCACAUCCUCUCCUGCUCAAGAAGGUAAAACCAAGUUAACAAUUUUUCAUGGAGAAGUGGGAGAAGAACUAUUUGGCACAUCUGAAGAUUUUUCAUCCCCCGGCAACAAGAAGAUAUUGGCAGUCAAAGAAGAUGUGAAAUUAUUUGAAGGACCAGAUCUUGGUGGAGUGGUAACUCUUGGAGAUCCACUGCUGUUGCUGACAGCCAGUGAAGACAGAGAACCUCUGUUAAAUGUUAGUCCUGCUGAGGAUGUGGAGGAACUAUUGAGAGUCGAAGAUGAUUUUGAAAAAAUGUUGCAAGUGAGCUCUAAGCCCAAGCUUAAACCCAAACCCAACGCAGCAUCUAAGCCAGCAAUACCUAGGAAACCGGUGAUACCUGAGAAAAAAUUGUCAUCUUCUCCAACCCGAACGGGACAGCCGGAGGAAGAGAAGAUCCAAAUCAUGGAUGAGAUGGACAUUCUCAAAUACAUUAAGGAAAAUGAAUCCCUCAGUAGUGCAGAGCCAAGCCUUUUCUGAAGCACUUGCUGCUCGUAGACUUUCCACCGGAAGGAUUUCCAUCUACCACCUGCGUCCUGGAUGUCUAGCGUGCCUUGGACCCGUGUCCUUGGUUGCCCUUUUGAUUGGUCCUUUGGCUCCAUUGGUUUGUUUUAAAACAAUGGAAUUUGAUAUUGGGGUUAGAAUUCUGCAAAAAGUUAUGAAGUUUUUACCACAGAGCCACGAUGUUUUAAUUAACAAUGCCUUGUUUUUUAAAAAAUGUCAAAGACUGUGGCCAGAACUGAGCCGAUAAAAAGAAUGUUGCUAACCUUUGAGCAAAUGGAUUAUUAUUUGGCUUGAAAAGUUUCGGAGGUCAAAAUUAAUAAACGGAACUAGCAUGGUUGGAUUAAAUAUUGACACUAGGUUGGAAUUGUUGUUGUUGAAUAGAAGUGGUUUAUGUCCAGAUUGUUUUCAAAACUUCUUGGAAAAAUAUCACUGAAAUUCAAGGAACAUGCAUAAAAGCAUUUUUUCAGAGUCAUAUUUCUCCUUUAAGGGUUAUAAUGCAUUGAGUCUAGAUCCUUGGGAGCCUGCCUAAGUGCUUUCUGUAUGAAUGGCCUUAUUUAUCUCUCAAUUUUCUGAUCAGAUGGUAGGUUUUUUGUGGUACGCUGGAGCCAGCUUGAAAUGUCUGCAGAAUAUGGCAGGGGAAGCGUCUGCAAGAGAUUCCAGAAUAAUGAUGUGAAUGAUGGCUGUUUUUAAUAUCUUUGUAAUUUGGGGGCAGUCCCAUCAUCAGCGUUAAGAAGGGUGCUUCUUUUUGAUGUUAAAGACUCAUCUCCCAUUAUUGUUCGGUGGGAAGAAAAGUAUCAUUUGUUAGGUGCCAAACCCCCAAUGUUUGUGGCAGGAUUAGGAAAAUGAACAGCAGCACCUCAGUUUUGAUAGUUGAAUUAAAUAUAUGAUAGUUGAAUUGGAUAAGAGCUAAUUAAUUAUUUGACAGCAUACUCUUUUUUAUAUGAACAUCCUAUGUUUUUCACUCAGGUGACCCAGCCCCAACAAAGUAAAUUAAGCCAUAAUACCAAAUAUUUAAUAACUAGUUAACCUGUCUGGAUUGCUUUCUGAAUCUAGAACUGAGUGAAUGCAAAAAAAGCAGUUAAAGCACUUUAAAAUAUGUACAUGUUUAAUGCAUAGUGUUCCAUUUAUAAGUAUAUAAUGCUUUAUUUUAAAUAAAAUGAAAUGAUUAAGCACUACUAAUACAGUAUUAAACGUGUCCCUUGAGGAGUAAAUAACAAACACAACUGGAACAAAAUAUAAGGUGAUGCAAUAAAAUAAGAAAAGAAGUUAAUUGUGCAGGAUGAGUACUAUUUGUUAUCUUUUCUCAUCUGCAAUCAGAAUGGACAAUUCUCUCCUUUAUUGUAAGGGGCAAUGAAUUGAAGAGGAGAGAAAAGCUCCUUUUUUUCUUUUGCUCUACAGCAAAAGGGUGGCCCGUACCCGUUUGCCUUCUUUUCAUCAUCCCUUUUCCUAUUUCAAACAUCCCUUUCUUUCAUGCCAGCUGUAACCAAUUCUUCUCAAAGGUAUUUUUGACAUUGGUCCUAAGAGGGCUGUAUAACAUUUAACUUAUUCUAAACAGAACAGUAUCCUUAAAAACAAUCCCUAAUUUAGAAAUGUUAGUACUAGACAAGGGGUACCAUGAAUAUGUUGGUGUAGUUUUUUCUAAAUAUAACUGGGUUAGUGCUGAGAAACAUCUUGGCUGCAGUUGACUUAUGAUCAGUUGGGGAAGCAACCUGCAACAUGAGAAAGAAGACAAGUAGUUAUAGACAAGAGAGAGCUGUGACCUUCUCAGAGGUCUUAUGGGUUUGGCUGUGCCAAAAAUGAGACUCACCUGUUUCUCUGGCCCUAUGCUAUUGCCUGUUCUCCUGUCAGGUAGGGAGAGUGAAAAAUCAGACCAAAUCAUAGAUAAAUGAUCCAAUAAGAAUACAAAAUCAAAACUAGAAAUGGUUGGUUGCACAAGCACCGUAGAAUGUAUGGAUUUGUGACAGUAUAAUUGGAUUUGUUCUCCUGUGAUAAUGUUGCAAAAUAUUUGAUAUCCUGAAGAAUCUUUAAAAUUCUGUUUUUCAACAGGAUAUCUGAUUUGUACUUUUUAUAUCAUUAUAUUAAAAUGCCAAAUAGAAUUCCACAGAUUUGACUCUUUAGUUUACUUUUGUGACUUGAUGAUAACCAUACAAUUAUUUUAAAGAUUUUCUAUAUUUCCUUGAAGUUUCUAUUGAAGGCUUUUAAUUUUAAAAUAAUGAUUUACAUUCGGGAUACAACAUGUGGUAUGUUGCCCUGAAUAUUUCAUUGGAAACGUAUUUUACAUAAUAAAGUAUAUUUCUGUGCUAUAUUUUGCCUUUGAGAGAUGAGCUGGAAUAAAUAAAACAACAAUAAAAGUUGUUGGACUAAA
Messenger RNA from Ahaetulla prasina, 3724 nucleotides. It is a transcript of the gene HS1BP3, whose product is annotated as HCLS1 binding protein 3. Gene Ontology annotation, molecular function: phosphatidylinositol binding. The coding region runs from base 289 to 1335 and encodes 348 amino acids. The record is from RefSeq and is a predicted model, not a curated record. NCBI's taxonomy places the organism in Eukaryota, Metazoa, Chordata, Lepidosauria, Squamata, Colubridae. The transcript is spliced from 7 exons.